AUGGGCAAAGCAAGUAGUGCUUCUCUCCUUCUAUCCUUUCUCACUCUUUCACUCUUUGUGGCAGAAACCUAUGCAAAUAGGCAAGUUCAAGCUCUUAACAAACUGCACAAGUCCAAGUUUUUCACAGGAAAUUCACAAACUGAUAGGAGUGAGUUUGAGGUAGAGGAGGUUGUUCUUGAUGGCAUUGUUCAUUCUCAAGAGGGUCUCAAAGAGAAAGAUAGAAUUCAAGGGCUUCCAGGACAACCCCAAGUGGGUUUUUCUCAGUAUGGAGGGUAUGUCACUGUGGAUAAACUUGCUGGUCGUGCCUUCUAUUACUACUUUGUUGAAGCUGAACGUUCUCAACAUACACUCCCUCUUCUUCUUUGGCUCAAUGGAGGCCCUGGAUGUUCAUCUCUUGCAUAUGGAGCAAUGCAAGAACUUGGACCAUUUAGGGUAAACAGUGAUGGCAAAACACUACACAUGAACAUGUUUUCAUGGAACAAAGUUGCCAACGUUUUGUUCCUUGAGUCACCUGCUGGAGUAGGGUUUUCAUAUUCAAACAAAUCAACAGAUUAUUCUUCCAGUGGAGAUAAGAAAACAGCUGCAGAUAAUUAUUUGUUCUUGGUGAAUUGGUUGGAGAGAUUUCCUGAGUAUAAAAACAGAGAUUUUUUUAUUGCUGGAGAGAGCUACGCUGGGCAUUAUGUGCCUCAACUUGCACAUACCAUUCUCCAUCAUAACAAAAAAGCAAAUAAAGCAAUCAUCAGCCUCAAAGGAAUCUUGAUUGGGAAUGCAGUGAUCAACGAUGUCACUGACUCGGAAGGACUGUAUGAUUAUCUCGCUAGCCAUGCAAUCAUCUCUGACAGAGCAGCUUAUGUGAACAAAGCUUGUGAUUUCUCAUCAAAGAUUCAGAAAAGUGAGUGCGAUGCAGCAGCAGAAGAAGUUGGGAAUAAUAUUGCUUAUAUUGACUUAUACAAUAUUUAUGCUCCACUGUGCAAGAGUACCAAACUCACACCCCUGCCCAAACCAUAUUCUGUUGUGACUGAUCCAUGUAGUGAAUCUUACGUGUAUGCAUAUAUGAAUAGAAAAGAUGUUCAAGAGGCUCUGCAUGCCAAUGUCACCCAUCUUAAAUUUGACUGGGAACCCUGCAGCGAUGUCGUCAAGUGGGUACAAAGUGCUUCAACAGUCCUUCCACUUUUACAUGAAUUCCUCAACAAUAGCCUCAGGGUUUGGAUUUUCAGUGGUGACAUAGAUGGAAGGGUGCCUAUUACUUCAACCAAGUAUUCGGUUAAGAAGAUGGAGCUCCCCGUUAAAACUGUUUGGCACCCUUGGUUUUCCCAUGGGGAGGUGGGUGGCUAUUCAGAAGUAUACAAGGGAGGCCUAACAUUAGCUACGGUGAGAGAAGCAGGGCAUCAAGUGCCAAGUUACCAACCCGCAAGGGCGCUAACUUUGAUCAAAUAUUUCUUAGACGGCACUCCUCUUCCUGGUCCUCCCAAAAGAAAAGCCUAG
Messenger RNA from Sphenostylis stenocarpa, 1485 nucleotides. Lineage: Eukaryota; Viridiplantae; Streptophyta; Magnoliopsida; Fabales; Fabaceae. The record is from the annotation of a GenBank genome assembly.